Messenger RNA from Drosophila montana, 1732 nucleotides. It is a transcript of the gene beat-Vc, whose product is annotated as beaten path Vc. The record is from RefSeq and is a predicted model, not a curated record. NCBI's taxonomy places the organism in Eukaryota, Metazoa, Arthropoda, Insecta, Diptera, Drosophilidae. The transcript is spliced from 6 exons. Bases 726 to 1661 code for a protein of 311 amino acids.
UCGGGGGUGGGGGCGUGACAGCGCAAUGGGUGGUGGAUUGACGGAACGCAACAAUGAUGACAAGCAAAGCGCGGGAAGCGCAGCGCUGAAAACAUUGUCAGCAGACGUUCAACAGCCUCGAACUCCUCCCCGAUAUGGACGCCCCUCGGCUGCGCAGGAAGCUGCAGCAGCUGCUGCUGCUGUUUGCUCAAGUCAAAGCACUGCAGCAGCUCGACUCUCGGCUCAUCAGUGGGAAAGUUCAUUUUGCAGUAAUUAACAAAUUGUAAAACGCACGCGGGACAGCUGGACAACUGAAAGGCAAAAGUCCGACAAACUGUCAGCUCAGCUCAGAUCUGUUCAGUUCAGCUCAGCUCAGCUCUGCCGGAUGGCCAGUACAGUUGUGCCCAAGUUUGUUUGAGCGCAAGGAAUUAUAGAUGCCUGAUGCCUGAUGUCCUGCCGCUGAUGCCUGUUGUCCUGCGCUGGCCCAGUCCAAGUUUCAAGCUGCCUUUAGCUUGAUGAUAGUCACUUUGCAAAAGUUCUCUUGAUUAUUAAUAUUUUAUUCCAUUACACUUUGGAUGAAAUUCAGAGCUUGACAAUUGUCAGCGGCACUUGUUGGCUAAAGAAAAAACAGAAAUAUAACAGAAACUGUCAAACAAAUUGGAACUGAUGAUUGAAGUUUAGAAAGUAUUACAAGCGGGCCAAUGCAAAUAAUGAUUAUCCUACGAUUCUCAAUAAUAACCAAAUGAAUGCACUUAAGGAAAUCAAAAUGUUGUCCUGGCUUAAAAGAUUUGUAUAUUCGAAGAACUAUUGAGAAACGCAACAGAACACUACUAGAGGAAAAAGCCGUACAGCCCAUUGAGGCGCUGCAUCUAUCGAACCUUUCCGUCCCGCGCAUUAUCGAUGUCGCCCAAAAGGCCAAACUGUUCUGCAGCUAUGAGAUGGGCAAUCGGACUCUCAACUCGGUCAAAUGGUAUAAGGAUGGCCAGGAGUUUUUCAGAUACUCGCCGCUAACGCCGCCGACAACAAAUUGGUUUCCCGUCAAAGGUGUCACCAUUGCCGACGGCUCGUCGCAUUGCAAUCAAUUCAUCUGCAACGUGGAGCUGGAGAAGCUGAAUGUGCACUCGUCGGGCCAGUACCGCUGCGAGGUGUCCGGCGAUGCGCCCGAGUUCAAACUGAUCGAUAAAGCGGCCAAUAUGACCGUUGGCGUGCUGCCAAAAUUCGAUCCAUUCAUCUCUGGGAUGCGGCAUGCCUAUAAAUACCGCGAUACGCUGUUGGCCAACUGCAGCUCGGAAUGGUCAAAUCCAGCGGCGAGGCUUACGUGGUACAUUAACAACAAAACUGCACCACAGAUGCAGCUGCAACCGCAAAUCAAUGAAGUCACACGCAACGUCGAGGGCUUUGCGCUAUAUGCCAGCAAUCUGCAACUGCGCCUGCACCUCGACGACAAGCGCUUCAUUGGCAAGAGCGAGAUGCUGGAUCUGCGCUGCGUGGCGGAUAUCAUGGGCCUGCCCGCCGUGCGCCGUGAGAGCUCAAUACGCACCACCAUACUGGCGCUCAAGGACAGCGGCUACAAUCAGCGGCUGAUUGAGAAUGGCACCUGUGCCAGUGCUCGAGCAGCUACAUUUGCCGCCUGGCUGCUGUGUCUGACGUCCUUGAUGCGCUGGCACUGCACUCUGAGUUAGUAGCUGUCCCUUUUGGCCGCCCUUCUUUUAGCCUAAUUUUACAUAAGCAUUUUAAGUCCAGUCAAGGCGAC